This is a messenger RNA of Sphaerodactylus townsendi, 6124 nucleotides long. RefSeq names its product lactase (gene LCT). The transcript is spliced from 16 exons. The record is from RefSeq and is a predicted model, not a curated record. NCBI's taxonomy places the organism in Eukaryota, Metazoa, Chordata, Lepidosauria, Squamata, Sphaerodactylidae. Gene Ontology annotation, molecular function: beta-glucosidase activity. The coding region runs from base 1 to 5700 and encodes 1899 amino acids. Gene Ontology annotation, biological process: carbohydrate metabolic process.
AUGGAGUUAGCUUGGAAAGUGUUUUUGCUUGUUCUGCUUCCCUUGCGCUGUCUGGGGGAAGACUGGAAACUUGCAGAGAGGUUUGUUUCUCUGGCUGGACCUCUGACGGAUGAACUAGUAAGUAAUUUACACUUUGGAAAUGAACAUGUUGGAGAGCCAACCUUGGCACAAGCUCAGUAUCUUUGCCGCUGGUCUACCCUCUCUUCCCUGUCUACUUACUUUGCCCAACUCUAUGCAAGUGAUGUGACUCACUUUAAGAUCUUCUUACCAUGGACUCAUAUCCUCCCAGAGGGGAAUGCCAGGAACCCAAAUAAGACUAACGUUGAGUGCUACAGACAACUUUUUGGAACCCUGAGAGCGGCAAAUCUUAAAUCAGUUUUAAUUCUCCAUCAGAAGCAUGUGCCAGAAUUUUUGGAUCAAUCAUGGACUUUCACUGAUCUUUUUGCGGAAUAUGCAGAGUUUGCCUUUGGAACUUUUGGUGAUUUGGUUGACAUCUGGCUCACUUUUAGCAACCUGCCUCAGACUGCAGAGGAAUUGCCUUAUGAUAACCUAGUUUCCCCAUCUCUGCAGACCCUAGCUUCAGCUCACAGGAGAGCUUAUAAAAUCUACCAUGAAAAAUACUCUUCAGAAGGUGGAAAAGUGUCCAUUGCUCUAGAUUUUAGCGAUGCUGGCCUGGUGCUACCACAUUCUUUCUUAGCUUCAAUUUUGCAUGUAAAGAAAAAUAUGGAAGUGUGGCUCUUCACUUUAAAUUUCCAUGAAUGUUCUUCCAUGCAAGAAGAUCCAUUUGUAACAGUGGCUUCCAUCUUUAAUGCCAUCAAUGAAGGUCAAGUAUUGGCAACAGGAUAUGACGUACAGAACUUACUGGACAGUUCUUCCAUUGACACAGCUCGCGCCUACACAGAAAAUUUAGCCAAUCCACAGAAGCCAAAGGAGACCCCAAUGCCUGCCAUCACCCAUCAUUCAUCCUAUCAAAAAGCUUGGGAACAGUUUGCUAAUCAGUCUGAGUUGGAGAGAGAUUCCUUUUUGUAUGAUGUUUUUCCAGAUAAUUUCCUUUGGGGUACAUCAACUGCAUCCUUUAAUGUUGAAGGAGGCUGGGAAGAGGACGGAAAAGGAGAGAGUAUUUGGGACAGAUUUGGGCAUCAAGGCUACGUAUACAUGAAUCAAACAGCCAAUGUUGCAUGCGAUAGCUACCACAAGAUAGAAUACGAUGUCUACCUGCUCAGAGGCCUUCGUACAAAUAUCUAUAAAUUUUCUCUAUCAUGGCCUAGGAUCUUUCCCAAUGGGAACAGAAACAGCUUAAAUCCUAAAGGGGUAGAUUACUACAACAAACUCAUUGAUAGUCUGCUGGAUUCUCACAUCGAACCCAUGGUAACUUUGUUUCACUGGGACCUUCCACAAGCUCUGCAAGAUCUUGGUGGCUGGCAAAACGAGAGCAUCAGAAGUGCUUUUGUAGACUAUGCGUCAUUCUGCUUUGACACUUUCGGGGAUCGGGUUAAACUCUGGAUUACCUUCCAUGAACCCUGGGUCAUAAGCUAUGCUGGCUAUGGCACCGGGCAGCAUCCUCCAAGAAUUGCUGCUCCAGGAACGGCAUCUUAUCAGGUGGCUCAUGUUAUUCUCAAGGCUCAUGCUGAAACAUGGCAUGUUUACAACAUCCAGUAUCGUUCCAAACAACAUGGGAAAGUAGGAAUAAUGCUGAAUUCUGAUUGGGCUGAACCCAAAUCUCCAGGGAAUCUUGAGGAUGUAAAAGCAGCAGAACGCUACUUGCAUUUCAUGUUGGGCUGGUUUGCUCACCCUAUAUUUGUUAAUGGUGAUUACCCAGAUGUUCUAAAAUCCCAGAUUCAACAGAAGAACCAGCAAUGCUCAACUUCAGUUGCCAAUCUCCCUAUGUUCAGUGAUGAGGAUAAGCCCUUCAUUAAUGGGACAGCUGACUUCUUUGGUCUUUCCCAUUACACUUCCUGGCUUAUCAGUGAUGCUUCAGACAAUCACAGCUGCAAUGCAAGUUAUGAGAAUAUUGGGGAUUUUUCCCAAGAUGUUAACCCUUCUUGGCCUCAGACAGCAUCUCCAUGGAUCUCUAUAGUCCCCUGGGGGUUGAGGAGAUUGCUGAACUUUGUGUCUCAAGAAUACACACAGUCAAGGAUCCCCAUUUUUAUAGGAGGGAAUGGUGCACCAACUGAUGGAGAGGGAGGUGAUUUUAUUAAUGAUACAAAGAGACUGGAUUACUUUCAACUCUAUAUCAACGAGGCUUUAAAAGCUAUAAAAGUAGAUGCCAUUGAUGUUCAGUCAUAUAUUGCCCGAUCUUUGCUCGAUGGUUUUGAAGGCCCAACAGGCUAUGGUAAAAAGUUUGGCCUCCAUCAUGUGAAUUUUGAAGAUGCAAACAGACAAAGAACACCAAAAGAAUCUGCCUAUUUUUUUUCCACUGUUAUUGAAAAUAAUGGAUUUCCUGCUACGUUCAAAAGAAAGCAUAUCCAGCCACUGAAAAAGGACAUGUCCAUGUUACCAAGGUUACCUACCUUCCCAGCUUCUGAAGUUCCCUCAAAAGCAAAAGUCGUCUGGGAAAAAUUCUCAAACCAGACUGAUUUUGAAAGAGAUUUGUAUUUUUACGGCACCUUCCCAAACAAUUUUCUGUGGGGUGUUUCUACUUCUGCUUUCCAAAUUGAAGGAGGUUGGGAUGCAGAUGGAAAGGGCCCUAGCAUCUGGGAUAACUUUUCCCAUAUUCCAGGGAAUAUUAAUAACAAUGAUAAAGCAGAUGUAGCUUGUGACAGCUACAACAAAGCAGAUGAAGAUAUUUAUUUACUGAGAGCCUUAGGAGUGAACACUUAUCGCUUUUCUCUCUCAUGGCCUCGAAUAUUUCCCAAUGGAAGAAAUGAUUCCAUAAAUCGCUAUGGUGUUGAUUAUUACAACCGGCUGAUUGAUGGUCUGCUGGCUACAAAUAUCACACCAAUGGUCACUCUUUACCACUGGGACCUGCCUCAAGCUCUGCAAGACAUUGGUGGCUGGGAGAACCCAAUAUUGAUUGAGCUGUUUGAUAGUUUUGCAGACUUUUGUUUUCAGACAUUUGGAGACAGGGUCAAGUUCUGGAUUACAUUUAAUGAGCCUGCCAUGAUUUCAUGGCUAGGUUAUGAACAGGCAGUCUUCCCACCAAACAAGAAAGAUGAUCCAGGUUAUGCACCCUACAAGGUUACUCAUACAAUAGUGAAAGCUCAUGCUAGAGUUUACCACACCUAUGAUCAGAAAUACAGAGAGAGUCAGAAAGGUGUAAUUUCUUUGAGCCUCAACAUUGAUUGGGUUGAGCCAAAGACACUUCAGGAUCCUCGGAAUGUGGAAGCAGCUGAUCGUUAUCUGCAGUUCACAGGAGGAUGGUUUGCACACCCAAUUUUUAAAAAUGGCGACUACCCAGAGGCAAUGAAGUGGAAAGUGGGGAACAGGAGUGAUCUACAGAAGUUGUCUUCUUCCCGACUUCCCGUUUUCACAGAAGAAGAAAAACAAUAUAUCAGAGGUACAGCUGACGUAUUCUGCCUGAACUAUUAUACCUCAAAAAUUAUAAAGCACAGGACAACCAGGCUCAAUCCAUACUCUUAUGAACAUGAUCAAGAAUGUGAGUUGGAGAAUGACCCUUCUUGGCCUACCUCAGCGAUAGAAGGACAGCAAGCAGUGUCCUGGGGCCUUCGGAGGCUGCUAAACUGGAUCAAAGAGGAAUAUGGCAAUCCUCCCAUUUAUAUUACUGAGAAUGGGGUUGGGAUAAAAACUAAGUCUGAUGUUGAUGAUACCAGCAGGAUCUUUUACUAUAAAACUCACAUCGAUGAAGCUUUGAAAGCUUACAAACUUGAUGGAGUGAACCUUCAAGGCUAUGUUGCUUGGUCUUUCAUGGAUACUUUUGAAUGGCUAAAGGGCUAUGAUCCAAGAUUUGGGCUGCACCAGGUUGAUUUUAAUAAUCCGAACAGGCCAAGAACCCCUAAAAGUUCUGCCAUAUACUAUUCUGAACUCAUACGUAACAAUGGAAUUCCAUUCCCAAAAGAGGAUGAAUUUCUUUAUGGCGAACUUCCAAAUAACUUUUCUUGGAGCGUGGCAUCAUCAGCCUACCAGGUUGAAGGUGCCUGGAGAGCAGAUGGGAAAGGCCUCAGCAUUUGGGACCAGUUUGCUCAUACUCCAUUGAAAAUCAGCAACGAUGAAAAUGGAGACAUAGCCUGCGACAGCUACCACAAGUGGGAAGCAGACUUGGCCAUUCUGAAAAACAUCAAAGUGACUCAUUAUCGCUUUUCCAUUUCCUGGCCUCGGGUGCUCCCUGAUGGAACCACUAAGUAUAUAAAUGAAGCUGGUCUGAGUUACUAUGAAAGGCUUGUGGAUGCUCUUUUGGCAGCCAAUAUCCAACCACAGGUCACUAUUUACCACUGGGACCUCCCUCAGGCCCUUCAAAACAUUGGAGGGUGGGAAAACGAGACCGUGGUUCAGAGGUACAAAGAAUAUGCAGAACUUCUCUUUCAGAGACUUGGAGAUAAAGUGAAAUUUUGGGUAACUAUAAAUGAGCCCUAUUCCAUUGCUAAUAUUGGUCAUGGCUAUGGAGUGUCUGCACCAGGAAUCUCUUUUCGACCAGGCCGGGCUCCUUACAUAGUAGGGCACAACUUAAUCAAGGCCCAUGCAGAAGUUUGGCAUCUCUACAAUGAAACAUACCGUCCAAAGCAAAAAGGGCUGAUUUCUCUUUCCAUCAGCAUUGAAUGGGCUGAACCAAAAAACCCUCACAAGCAGGAAGAUCUUGAUGCUGCCAGGCGACAUGUCCAAUUCUUCGCUGGUUGGUUUGCUCAUCCUAUCUUUAAAACUGGUGACUACAGUGAGGUGAUGAAAAGGAGAAUACAAGAGCGAAGCCAGGGCCAAUCACGACUUCCUGAAUUUACUGAAGAUGAAAAGAAGAGGAUUAAAGGCACCUUUGACUACUUUGGCUUGAAUCAUUAUACCACCAUAUUGGCAUCCAAUUUAGACUAUCCUGCCAUUAUUUCAUCCUAUGAUGCUGAUAGGGGUGUUGCCUCAAUAGCAGACCGCAGCUGGCUGGGCGGUGGCUCUUUUUGGUUGAAGGUGACCCCUUUUGGCUUCAGAAGGGUCUUGAAGUGGAUCAAGGAAGAAUACAAUAAUCCACCAAUUUAUGUGACAGAGAAUGGGUUUUCGGAACGUGGAGAUGGUGGCUUCAAUGAUACGCAGAGAACACAUUAUUUAAAGAGUUACAUCAAUGAAGCUUUAAAAGGAGUUGUACUCGAUGGUGUGGAUUUGCGAGGCUAUACUGUGUGGAGUUUGAUGGACAAUUUUGAGUGGGCAAUGGGCUAUUCAGAAAGGUUUGGGCUGUAUUACACCAACUUCACACACCCAGCUUUAUCCAGGAUUCCAAAGGAGUCUUCAAAAUUUUACAGAUCUGUCAUUCAGUGCAAUGGCUUUCCAGAUCCAGCCACUGGGCCUCAUUUGUGUCUGGAAUCACAACCUGAAGCUACCACCAUUUCCACACCUACACGUACCACGCCUGCACAUACUUUAGCUGUGGAGAAGGUGCACUUUUUGGGACUGGAGCUGGCUUUAUCUGAUGCAAAAGUAGCCCUUUACGUGCUGUUUGUCCUACUGCUAUUGGCUACAGCAGGGCUUGUUCUGUUUUCAUAUGUAUAUAGAAGGAUGACCACAAAAGUCCACAAAAGAACUGCUUUGGAGCUAAGUAAAAUGUAAGCUAUGUUAUGAUUUUAAUGUAUACUGUGAAAUUUAUCAAUUUUAAACUGAUCUAGAGCCACAGCUUCUAAUCCAGCUGUGUAAGAGAACUUUUCCUCAAUAAGCACAUAAGCUGGAUAUUAUAUUAACAGGGUGAUCAGGGGUUACUGGACAUUGCUUUAUACUACCUGAACAGCAUAGCUCAAGUUCACUUCAAAAAAAAUUGUGGGCAAUGCAAAGAAUUCAAAAGAGAUGCUAAAAUGAUCUGCUAGUACUUGGAGCCCAGGGAUUGAAACAGAGAAGACAACUUAGUGUAUGGCUGAAAUAGACAAUUGUUUUGCUAUUGACUAACAAGAGUAAGUGACCUCUGCACUAAGCAUAUGUAUAUUUCUGCUUGUAGUAGGCCUUGUACAUGUGUUAUGUCAAUAAAGAUAAAUGUUGCUUA